AUGGAGAUUACAGAGUCUAGGGAUUCAAUGCCAUUCUUGCUACCUGGUCUUCGCUUCCAUCCAACUCGGCAGGAGCUCGCGCUCUAUCUCGAACGUAAGAUCGCCGGCCUUACCCUCCUCCCUCCGAAUAUGAACGGAAUCUUCGACGAUUGCAACGAUGUUUACGGUGACGAGAACGGCAAAAACGAACCGUGGAAUGUGUUCGGUGAAAGUACUGAGAGAGAUUAUUUCUUCGUCUUUACGUAUUUGAAGAAUGUCAGUCAUAAGUCUAAGAGGAUUAAUAGGAAAGCCGGUAUUGGGACUUGGCAUGGCAGGACAGCACCUAGUAAUGUGAUUGAUUGUGAUGGGAAAUUGAUUGCGUUUAACAGGUAUUUUACUUUUGAUGUGAAGGGAUCGGGAGGAGCCGCUGAUGCCUCGGGAAUCGAGCACGGUCACUGGACUAUGCACGAGUUUUCUCUUCCUGAUAGACAAUCCCCGGGUGAUUUGGUACUCUGCGUUAUUGGGUGUAACAAGAUGAUAUCGAUCGCCGAUGAACCUAAUUCAUCAAUUAAGUUUGCCAAACACUUUUCUGUGGAUGAUCAAUGCAAUGCCAGUGCCAGUACUUCUUCUGGUCCAUAUUCCAACUUGGGUUUGUUGUCUAAGAAGAGGAGAAUUCAUGAACAAAAUCAAGAAACUUCAAGAAAGCGAGCAUGCAAUUCCGGCUACAGCUCCUCUUCUAUUCAUUAUACUGAGGGCGUUUAUCAAUAUUCCACAACUGCAAACUGUUCCCAGAAUCAGAAUCUCUUACCGAUGUCACACAAUGGCGGUUUCAUGGAGAGUUCACAGAGUGUUUUUGAACAACAACAACAACAACCAAUGGUAAUGCAUCCAUUCUUCUCUGGCUUUGAGGAUGGUUAUGGUGACUAUUUUCUGGAUCCGAUUUUCCAGCAGAUGUUACAAAGCAAUGAUGGUGUUCAUGAGGGUUCACACGUACCGAUAACGAUGCAAUCCCCUUCAGAUUAUUCACUACUCACAGAGCAAAACCCAUUCUUCUCUGGCUUUGAGGAUAAUCCACAGGAUUCUACUGAAUUCUCCAUCUCAGCAGAAGCAGCAGAAAAGGGAGAAGGGGAGGGGCAUCAGCUACUGACUAAGUUGAUCUAUAUGUUAAAUUACAGUUACAGCUCUCAAGUAUCCCCCAACAUUCACUAG
Molecule: messenger RNA, 1188 nt
Organism: Tripterygium wilfordii
Lineage: Eukaryota; Viridiplantae; Streptophyta; Magnoliopsida; Celastrales; Celastraceae
Product: transcription factor JUNGBRUNNEN 1-like
Exons: 2
Coding region: 1-1188 (395 amino acids)
Biological process (GO): regulation of DNA-templated transcription
Molecular function (GO): DNA binding
Source: RefSeq, a predicted model, not a curated record